GCUGGUUGUAGCUGCCCGCUGCAAGGUCCUCUGCUUGCUCUGCAAUAUGCAAAGCGAGAGACGCCAGGUUUGAGGGAAGUUUUCUUUUGCGUCACAAGCACACAGUGCAGACGAUGAUAAAAAGCUUCAACGAGAUACGACAGCCAACACAAAAGCCCGCACCACCACUACAAUGGCAAUGCCACACGAACCUGCCGCUACCAGGCUGCGUCGCCUCCGUUUGGGAGACAUCAAGGUUCCCGUGCUUCUUGGCGAAGAUACACCCCCGCGCGAGUUUGCCAGCUCUACCGAGGAGACGCUGGAUCUGGUUAACCGGCACAACAACACUAGGACGCCAGGUGUUGAGGGCGACGAGGCGUAUCGAUGCUGCACUCUCAGCGGGCAAAUUCUCCCUGAGGGCGCCCAUGUCUUUCCUCACAGCGAAAGGCUGCUUGAGCAGCUCCACAUCUGGUCUCGCUCGACUGGUCCUUUCCGAGAUCUACCACAGCAGCGAGCCCGUCGCAGGUGCGCGGUCGACAACCUCAUCUUCUUGAGUCUGGGCUUCCACAAGCGCUUUGAGCCGGGAGCCGCCUUUAGGCUCACAUUGACACCCAGUCUGGCGACUCUGGUCGACGUGGCCGUCUCACUCGAAACCUUUCUCGCCAGCAAGGAGAACGACGAGACGUUCGAUGUUCCCACCUUUGAGCCUUGGAGUGUGGUCGCCAAUGGCUGUCAGCACGAGCUCGAGGAUGGAACGAAGCGCUACCAGUACCUGCUCUGGGGUUUUGGCAGUGGACGGCCACCAACUGAUUUUUUCGUCAGGCUCGGCGGUCGAAGACGCGAAUUUAAAGCCGAGAAGGAUGCGACGGUGCCGACGCUCUUUGCGGACGUGGAUUCCAAGAAGUACUUGGAACCAUUCUGGCUCACCGUGCACCCAAUCUUCGCUCUUCUCGUCGCUGCGCACAAUGCCAAGAGCCGUGACGGCCGUCCGCUUCAGUGGCGCCCCGAGGCAGAAGCCAUCGCCGAGCUCGCAGAAUACUGCCUGCAGCUCUGUGAGGUGGACCACCUCUCUGGCUUUCGCGAUCUCGUGAGGCCCUCCUCCCUCGAGCGCCCCCUGCCCGUGCUCCAAGGGCAGCCAGACACUCGCCCGCGCUUUGUUGGCAUUCCCUGGGACGGCCUCGAGGGUGUGACGAUGGAUGUCGACGACGACGAAGACGAUUCCAGUGCCGAAGUAGGCCCUCCCUCGUCGUCAACGGGCAGUCGCUCUUCCAAGCGCGCUCGCACAGACGAAGGCGGGAGCAGCAGCCCGUCGCGCCGCCAGUCCAGGAGGCUGCAAAGGAAGGACCCUCUCUUCUCCCCCUUUGCCAGGCCCUCGGAGCUGGGCGACGAAACGGCACUGACAGAGCCGGACGAGGGCGACAAGAGCGCCGGCGACGCAGACGUGCCAGACCUCAGGGCACUGGUGCGAAAGCAGAAGCCUACCAUGGACGACUUCCUGGUCGCCAUCCGUGCGGUCGAGGCGUACCGGGAGCGCGUGGCUGCCGUCGAGGGGGAGCGCGACGAGGCCUAUGCACGCUGGCUCCUCAAUCAGGCCAAGGAAAAGGGGUCGCGAAGCCUGGCGCUCCGAGCCCUGCGUACCUCGCCGCCAUCAUUCCCGGACAUUGAGGCCAGGCUGUCGACCGUCGACGCAAAUGCCCAAAAGCUCGAAGACGUAGUAAGGCACCUCGAGUAUUGCCUGUCGCACCACGACGGCUGAGACGGCAAGGCGCAUCAACAAGAGUGACGCAGCAC
Acaromyces ingoldii is the source of this 1770-nucleotide messenger RNA. RefSeq lists its product as hypothetical. The coding region runs from base 173 to 1735 and encodes 520 amino acids. The transcript is spliced from 2 exons. The record is from RefSeq and is a predicted model, not a curated record. Lineage: Eukaryota; Fungi; Basidiomycota; Exobasidiomycetes; Exobasidiales; Cryptobasidiaceae.